Aspergillus eucalypticola CBS 122712 is the source of this 2874-nucleotide messenger RNA. Its product is annotated as FTFMHR domain-containing protein. The transcript is spliced from 3 exons. The record is from RefSeq and is a predicted model, not a curated record. Gene Ontology annotation, biological process: regulation of transcription by RNA polymerase II; DNA-templated transcription. Gene Ontology annotation, cellular component: chromatin. NCBI's taxonomy places the organism in Eukaryota, Fungi, Ascomycota, Eurotiomycetes, Eurotiales, Aspergillaceae. The coding region runs from base 1 to 2643 and encodes 880 amino acids. Gene Ontology annotation, molecular function: zinc ion binding; DNA-binding transcription factor activity, RNA polymerase II-specific; RNA polymerase II cis-regulatory region sequence-specific DNA binding.
AUGGAGGACGACAGAGGCACCCCGGGAAAAGUGAGGAAGAAAAGCACUCCCGCUCAUCGCAAAUCCUUGUCUUGCGAAUAUUGCAGUCGGUCGUUUGCGCGCCUGGAACACCUCCAGCGCCAUCUCCGCACCCAUACUAAGGAGAAACCUUUCUCAUGUGAUAUUUGCUCCAAAUCUUUUGCGAGGAGUGAUCUGCUCGUACGACAUGAGCGGCUAGUCCAUCCAACUGAGACCGCAGCCAACCGGGAGCAUCGUGCUCAGAAUAGCCACGAUGUCCCCCAGACCCAACCUCCCAUAAUACAGCCCACUCACCAUGAGUCCCGCAUGCUAGAGCUUGCCGACGCUGUCCCUAUUCACACCCAACCCGUGCCGCCGCCGCCUCCCGAGGUGCAGGUGCAACCUCCCCCGAUUGUGGAAACGCCUCACUUCAACCCUUCUUGGGGAUAUGACUUGAACCUCCUUUCCCACGCUGCAAGUCAUGUUGCCCUGGAGGGUGAGCAGGAAAGUCUCGAAUCGCUCCGCAAGUCUUCACAGAACGUGGGCACCUCGCAGCCACUUACCCACGUCCCAGAGAGAGCGAUAACCGAUAAUUAUGGCGUCGAACCCUCUAUCUUGGAUCUUGCUGACUUAGGGGAUCCUGUUCAAGACUUCACGGUCUUCCUGGAGAGCGUAGGCCUGUCGUCCGACUGGGACUCUGGCGUAUUCUCAACGGUUGAAGACCCGAUCCUGCCGACUACUCUCCCAAUGGACUCAAAGCCAGCCAUCCGUGAAAUCGGGAGACUUGGUCCCGAGCUCAUGAGCGACCCGCGGACUGCAGCUGAUGAACAGCCGUCGUUUUCUAAUUUUGGAUCACGACUACCGUCCUUGCAGCCUGAACCUCAUGAUGUAGAUGACCGUCUCGGGUUUGGUGAUGAAGGACCUCGCCCCGCCUGGGAUAUAUCAAAUGCAGACCGUCAGGUCUUCCUGUCGAAGCUCGAUGAAUUCGCCUAUAUUCUUCCCAAAAAUUUCAUUCCACCUUCAAGGCACGCACUGUCUCGGUUUUUUGCUGGUUAUAUCAACGGCUUAAACGAGCAUCUUCCUUUCAUUCAUGUCCCCACGCUCUCCGUUGCCAAAUGCUCACCCGAGCUCACUCUUGCGCUGGCUGCUGCGGGGUCUCAUUAUCGAUUUGAAAACAAUCGAGGCAUAGAGCUAUUUCACGCAGCCAAGGCCAUCCUGCUUCAGCGUCUCCACCGCCGAGAUAGUAAGCAAGUGGCUUGUCCGACCUGGAACUUCCUGUCACCGGCAUCUGGAUUCCACAACUCUCGCGGGUCAUCCGCGACCUCAAACCAUACCAGUAGUCCGUUCCAGCAGCAGCAGCAGCAGCACCCUACUCUAUACCCAGCGGAUCCUUCUGGAUAUGCACCCGAAGAUUCGGAUGCGCACAUGGAAGUGAUUCGAACAUUUCUUUUGCUUACAGUGUUUGCUUCGUGGGAACGGCACCCAGAGUUGUUACGAGAAAUGCUCUCACUUCAAAGCACGCUGGCGAGGCUCGUGAGAGAACAUGGUCUCGUCGAGCCACCUCCUAGCCCCGACCCGAACAACUGGGAAGAUUGGAUACGACGGGAAGGUAACCGGCGGACCAAAUUCAUUGUUUAUUGCUUCUUCAACCUCCACUCUAUCAUGUACAACAUCCCCCCUCUCAUUCUUAACGCCGAGCUGAAGCUGAACAUGCCCUGUUCGCACGACGUCUGGAAGGCUUCAAAUGCAGCUCAAUGGCGCCGUGUCCUCCGCACGAGGCAUGGCCCAGAAGUCUCCUUCCAGGAGGCUUUUGCCAGACUUUUCUUCAAGUCCAGUACUUCUAGCGCCUCGGCGCCGAUAUCCCCCCUUGGGAACUAUAUCCUGAUACACGCUAUUAUCCAGCAAAUAUUCUUUGCACGUCAGCUCUGUCUCUCUGCCCCAAGUAUGCAUGGGACAAGCUUACGUCAAGAAGACUUGUCCGCUUUGGACAAUUCUCUGAGUGCCUGGAAGGCGUUGUGGAAACGCACACCUGAAUCUAGCAUUGAUCCUCAAAACCCGGCAGGUCCGAUAGCAUUCACGUCUACUGCCCUUCUCGGGCUUGCUUAUAUUCGGUUGCAUGUUGAUUUGGGACCUUGUCGUCGUCUUAUCACGCAAGAUCCCCUGCAAAUCGCGAGAGCUCUGGGUGAAUCUCCACCAGUAGCACGAAGCCCUCGUCUGAUCAUGGCUCUUUUGCAUUCGGCCCAUGCACUUUCAAUCCCAGUCCGCCUAGGUAUUGACUUUGUGGCCCGAACCCAUUCGUUCUUCUGGAGCAUCCAGCACUCGCUGUGUAGCUUGGAGUGUGCUUUCCUCCUUAGCCGUUGGCUGCUGUCAAUACCAAUAACCCAGGCCGAGCAGAGACUGUCAGAGCACGAGCGAAAGCUUCUUCUGUGGAUCAAGAGUAUGAUGGAUGAAACCGACAUGGCUGUUGAUCCCCCUGGGGCACCCGACCUGGACUUUAUCGCCAACCCUUAUAAAGCGAAGCAGCUGAGCGUUGCUAUCGUGCGUGUUUGGGCACGAACCUUUAAAGGAAACACCAGCUGGGCGAUUGUGGAUCUAGUUGGGUCGAGUCUCGAUACUUAUGCCGAUUUUCUAGAGACGCAGAUGUAACUGCCCACCUCGCUCUGUGUACGACUGGCGCCUCGUGAUUCGACUCCACGCCAGACCUCCAAGCAAUAUUUCACUCUUCACAGCGCUGGGGAGCCAGCACUAUCUGUGAUUCGUUUAUGUCUCGGUUUCGUGAUUUGAUGAAUGGCUGAACCGCCUUAUUCGCUAAUGACACUUUGGUUUUUCUGUAUUGCUGGUGUUGUUGUAUACCCAUGUCUUCACGGAUAUGACAUC